UUCAAAAUGAAUCUCUUUCUAAUUUCAUUGGUAAUUGCCCUAAUCGCAUGUCUGGUUUUAAUUUUUUUGUCUGUAUUUCAUAUUAUAGUUUUUGAUGAGUUGAAAAAUGAUUUUAAAAAUCCUAUUGAUCAAUGCAAAUCCUUGAAUCCACUUAUAUUACCUGAAUAUAUUUUACACGCAUUUAUGUCCUUUUUUUUGUUAAUAGCCGGUCAUUGGAUAUUAUUUUUAUUAAAUAUACCAAUUAUUGGAUACAACAUAUUUAGAUAUAAAAAUCGUCCUCUAAUGAGUUGUCCUGGAAUUCAUGAUCCAACGAAUGUUUUAAAUUCCAACUACUUAAAAUACGCUCAGAUAGAAGGAUGGAGUAAAUUGGGAUUCCAAAUAUUCGUGUUUUUCAUCUAUCUUUAUUGUUUGAUAUACUAUCUAGUCUCGGAAUGAAUAGGAUAAUCUCGAUGAAAAAGGUCUUAUUUCCUUUAAAGCAAAAUCUCACCCAAAAAUUAAAUCACGAUAAUUUUGAUAUGUAGUAAUAUGUAUUUGCUCUUAUAUUUUUAUUCCCCCAAAUAUAUUAUGUUAUUUAUAUAAUAAUAAAUUCAUUAUACAAAAAAUUAUAAUAAUACAAAUUAUACCAAUUACUCUUUUGAAGUAUAUUUAAAAUACAAAGCACAAGAAAUAGGCAAAUGUAUAUCAUAAUUAAUAUAAAAAAAUUGUAGUUAAUGAGAAUUUUUAUGUCUUAUA
Molecule: messenger RNA, 732 nt
Organism: Gordionus sp. m RMFG-2023
Lineage: Eukaryota; Metazoa; Nematomorpha; Gordioida; Chordodea; Parachordodidae
Product: protein cornichon-like
Exons: 5
Coding region: 7-435 (142 amino acids)
Biological process (GO): endoplasmic reticulum to Golgi vesicle-mediated transport
Cellular component (GO): COPII-coated ER to Golgi transport vesicle; endoplasmic reticulum membrane
Source: RefSeq, a predicted model, not a curated record